Hemibagrus wyckioides is the source of this 3146-nucleotide messenger RNA. RefSeq names its product forkhead box L1 (gene foxl1). The coding region runs from base 397 to 1548 and encodes 383 amino acids. Lineage: Eukaryota; Metazoa; Chordata; Actinopteri; Siluriformes; Bagridae. The record is from RefSeq and is a predicted model, not a curated record. Gene Ontology annotation, biological process: cell differentiation; anatomical structure morphogenesis; regulation of transcription by RNA polymerase II. The transcript has a single exon. Gene Ontology annotation, molecular function: DNA-binding transcription factor activity, RNA polymerase II-specific; RNA polymerase II cis-regulatory region sequence-specific DNA binding.
AUUUUUUCCAAAUAAACACAGCUUGAUUCGACUUGGGUGGGCAGACUUAUCAACAGACUAAUUCUAUAAACAAAUGAGGGAAUAAACCGAGCUCACCAUUGGCUGGUGGGUAGGGGACACACGGGAAGAGAGAAGGCAGAGAGACGAAGAGACGGGGCUUUUGGGGCAAUGAAAUUUUAAUUAAUGUGGGUGGGCUGAGAGAAACACAACGAGUGUUUAUCAUAGACAAUUUAUUUUCCAGCGCUAAGUCAACAUAAAAAAGCAAAACGUGCAACAAUUAACGUUGCUGACUAGUGCAGGACAGCCAGACGGACUGACUCUCGGGCGUCGUUGUAGCAUCUCUAUGGACCGCAGCUCGCGCUCUUUUGAUCCGGCGCGCAUUUAACGGGACUCAACAUGAACUUAUACCACGGCCGGGUAUCGCAGGGACCCGCGGGUCUCAGCCUUACCAAUUCGUCCCUGAUCUAUCUGUAUGGUGGAGAAGUGGGAGGCGUGAUACCGGCACUGGGACUCGCAUCAGCUCGACAGGAACCUCCACAGAAGCCUCCGUACAGUUACAUCGCGCUCAUCGCCAUGGCCAUCAAGAGCGCACCAGGCAAGCGCGCCACGCUGAGCGGUAUCUACCAGUUUAUUAUGGACCGCUUUCCGUUUUAUCACGACAACAAACAGGGCUGGCAAAACUCCAUUCGACACAACCUGUCGCUGAACGACUGCUUCAUCAAAGUGCCCAGGGAGAAAGGGCGCCCGGGUAAGGGCAGCUACUGGACACUAGACCCUAAGUGCCUGGACAUGUUUGAGAACGGCAACUACAGGAGGAGGAAAAGGAAGUCCAAAAUGCAGGAGUCUAGCGAGGCUAAACCAAGUCACAAACGAAACCGGGGUCCGACUCCUCUGGUUCCGGGCACCACCAAACUUUGCGCAGGAACGCCGGCUUUGAAAGACGGGACCAUGACUAGUGAAAAGCCACUGGCUGAAAUGAUAAUUCAGCACAAAGACCAAGAACUUCCACCUCGAGGACAUCUGAGCUACUCUCCUCCCAGCUCUCUGAAACACUGUCGUGGCGCAAAUCCGGCCAGCGCGCGUCCCCGCUCCGUAACCGCGGAUCAAAGCGCGCCUCCGCCGAAGCCCAAGCAUCAGUCAGAACUGCUGUCUCCACAGGUGCGCGAAAUGCACACUGGGAAUUCCACGAGCGCAGACAGCACUGCUGGCACUCCGACUCUGGGUUGGGCGAAACUUCGCGAUGCUCUUCCAAAGGGAGACUCCAAAGAUCUAACGGACAGCAAGAAGACUUCAGACAAAUCGAAAGAAUUUAGCAUAGAUAGCAUUUUAGCAAAAAAGGUGAACCGGCUCCAACGUAGGUGCAGCUGCGGAGGCUCAGAGUCUGCGUGUCUAGAAACGCGUCAGCGCGCGCUCGCGUCAGCGCUACUUCCGGCUGCGCACGCGCCGCACCUUUAUCCGAGAGCCUACCCGCUGUGCUCCUAUAUGUCCCUGGCGUGGCCUGAAACUCUGCUCCAGUACUGCGAGAAGAGGGGUGAAAAAUUUGUCUGAGAUAUGACAGAUAUCAACACGGGACAUCUGACUGAGGAAUCAAACUCACAUCUGUAGCAGUUGUUCUUAACGCGAAUAGAGCAGGAACUCACUGCAGCUCAGAGUCAAGACUCCUCAACUCACCUGAUCCAGCUGAUGACAUCUGUCGAAGAAGCUCUGAUAGGCUAUACAGAUGUGUUUUAAUAACUGGAGGUGGUGAAAGUCCCUAGUAUUGCAUGAAAUUUGUUGUUAAGAGGUCUUAGAGUGCUGGCUGAACUCAUAAAAUAGAAGAUUUGCUUCAAUUAACGCAGGCAUUGAACUAACAUGCACACUUAUGAAUUAAGAUCUACAGUGUUUAAUUAACUCCUGCAGUGUUCAUUUGGGUCCAAGCUGAUUAUUUUCCAAUAACCGAGUGUUAGUGGGUGCUCUGAAGUGUUUUAUAAGCUCUUAUAACACAGCCCAUAAUUACAAUUAGCCAAGAAUUUCUUAUGAUUAUCGAAUGACACAUCACAUGUUAAACCUUUUAUAGUUACAGGCAACGGUGUGGAACAUUAGUUCCUCUUAUCACCAAUGUUACACCAGUUAUAAAGAGUCACACCCUCACUAGCAUCUAUUUUCUGUCUUUUGAAACAACAAAAUGCAGAUGUGAAGCAGCGUUAUCAAGAAACCAGAAAUAAGUUUCCACGACAGAAAACUGCUUAAAACGUGCUGACACAGAAGACUCCUUCUAUAAAUGUUAAAUUUCAAUCUCUAGAAAGUAUAUAUCUUUGCUGAAUAACAAAUCUUUUAUUAUUAGCUGUAGAUUGGGGUACAUGUGAAAGUUGUUACUACACUGUCAGAAAAAAGGGUACCGCGGAGGUACAAUUUUGUUCCUAGGGGAACAAAAAAUAGGUACAAAACAGGGUAUACCUUGGGGUACAAUUAUGUUCCCAAAACAAGUUAUAAAUGUACAACUAGAGGUACAAAAUUGUACCCUUCAUGGUACCACUCCAGCGACGACCACUUGUACCUUAAAAGGUACAGUUUUGUACCUUUCUUUCUGAGAGUGUACAAAAACAUGAACGUAUUUGAAUUCCGCUGGCAUUACUGUUGGCAAAGACAUGCUGUUUAUUAUUAAUCAACAUCUUCUGACCAGUCAGAAUAAAAUAUCCAGCAGUGCUGUGGGAUAAGACACAGUAAUAAGGGCUUAUUUCAAUACCUUAUUUCAAUAACUGCCAUAAAUUAUUAUUAUUAUUAUUAUUAUUAUUAUUAUUAUUAUUAUUAUUAUUGUUGUUGUUGUUGUUGUUGUUUGGCACAGCUUGGGUGGCCCACUUCAAAGGUUCACAUAAGGCUGACAGUAGUUAGCUCGGUUGAUGGAUUAUCCGUCGAGAGCUGCUCCAUGCAAACCCUCAUGGAUGUUGCUGUUUAAAUGUAAAUGUUUAUUUGAACUUUGAUUAUUAUGCUCCUUUCAGUGCUUGUAAAAGAAAUGCAAGAUAAAUUACAAAUUGUAUCAUGUUGUUGCUUUUCUUCGCUCCUUAAGUACCUCAUGGAUGCAAAUAGUUUGGAACAUUUCUGAGGAAAAACAUAAAAGGAGUGAACGAGUGGUGUCUGUGGAACACUUAUUGUAUAAAUAAAAUAUU